This is a messenger RNA of Pseudovirgaria hyperparasitica, 567 nucleotides long. RefSeq lists its product as uncharacterized. Lineage: Eukaryota; Fungi; Ascomycota; Dothideomycetes; Acrospermales; Acrospermaceae. The record is from RefSeq and is a predicted model, not a curated record. Bases 1 to 567 code for a protein of 188 amino acids. The transcript has a single exon.
AUGACACAUUUGAUUCCUGCACUGAAGACUUAUCCUUGCAACUAUUGGUCGAUACCACCCUUUGGCAUUGCGCGGGCGGCAUCAAUGAAGCUUACGACUUUUCGAUUCUAUCUUUACAUCAGCGACGGCCUUAUCGACGACGAUCAAUCAUAUCGUGGGCGGCAUCUGCUCGGAAUACGGUGGCGCAUCUUGUUUUUAGGCAUUCUAAAGAUGGCACUACUGGCUCACGCCGAAUGGGACUACAACGCACUAAUGAAGGGAUGGGGCACAGGGAUGCGUGGUCGCUGGACGGUUGAGAUUUUCACAUGCCCUCCUCUCCUCACCGCAACGCCACCCAACAGCCUGUCUCUUCUUCUUCUUCGGCUUCGUCUUCUUCAUCUUCUUCGUCGUCUUGAUCAUUGUACCAUCAUCUUUCAACACUUCAGGCGCGCCUCAUUCUGUACUUGUAUCCCGGAUCGUGAGGCCGCCUUUCAGGGCAUCGACCCCAGCAACAUCCGCAAAUACACAUUUGGAAGCGAAUGCGCUUGCAUGAUACGUUUUGGGCGGCGCGGCUCGCAUGAAGAGUGA